AUGUUAUUUACGAAGAUUUAUUUGUUGUUUGUAUUCGUCCUGUACCUUGUUUCUGCUUUUAUAAAACGUCAAUGGGUUCCUAAUAAUUACAUAUACUUUAAGACAGAUACAUAUUAUAAAAGGAGAAAAAAGAAGAUGCUAGAAUUUCGUGUUAAAAACCAUAAGGAUAAUGAUAUUGAUCCUUACAUACCAUAUAUUUAUAAGGACAUAGCACCUGUCCUAAAGGAAUAUGCCGAUGAUGAACAUUCAUACAAACAACUAGUGAAUGCAUACUUUCCAGAAACAAUAGAACGGGAAAAGAAAAUCAAAACUGAAGGCAAAAAAUAUUUUACAAAUUUGAAAAAAAUCGAAGAGCAAAAAAAAUUAUUAGAGGAUUCAAAAGAAAAAUCUGAUGAUACAAGUGAAAAAAUAGAUGGUGCCAUUAAAAAGUCAGAUAAAUCAAUUAACAAAUCAGAUAUAUCAAUUAACAAAUCAGAUAAGGACAAUAAAAAGUUAAAUUCCAUUGAAGAUGUUGAAAUGGCCAUGCAUGAAAAAUUGAUAAAAAACGACGUAAGCAAUUUUGAGCAUAUCAGUGAUAUUAAAGACCAUAAAAAGAAAAACAAAAUAUUAGAUGAUACAUAUGACAUUAUUGAAGAUUCGUUAAAAGAUAUUUAUAUGAAUUCAAAUGUAAAUAAAGAAGAAGAUACUAAUAAUAUAAAUUAUAUCGAGUUAGCCAAAAAGGAAAAAAAUAUGUUAUAUGACAAAUUAAUUAAUAAUCAUUCUAUAGUAAGUGAUAGCAAUACAUUUGAUUUAUUUGGAGUAUUUUAUGACAAUAAAAAUUAUAAAGAUGAAAAAAAAUUGGUUGCGGAAAUGGAUAAAAUAAUUAAUUUAGAACCUUUCAAAAGUAAUAAUGAUAGUAAUUUAUUAGAAAUUAUUGAUACUAUUUUAAAAAAAAAUAAGAUUCCUAUACAUGUUCGUAAUUUUCUGAUCAAGUAUAGAGAUAUUGCAAAAAAAAUUUCUGAUGCAAAUGAAAAAAAAAAUAAAACACAGUCAACGUCUGAAGAAAAUGAUUAUACAGAUAACGAUAUAAACAUUUUUAAUACAAACGAUAAAGAAAAAGAUGAAAAAUAUAAAGAAUUUCUAAAGGAUUUAAAUAAAGUUAUUAUGAGUAUACAUAAUAAUUUAAAUAAUGAGAAAUUAUUAAAAAGAGAAUAUAAUUUUCUAGAUGAAUUAUAUGAAGACUAUAAACACCAUCUUAAAAAAAUGCACAUUAAGAGAAAUAGAUUAGAACCACAAAGAAAUAAUUAUGAUUUUUUAACAUUCUUACAUGAACAUUAUGAAAAAUAUUAUUUUUUAAAAUAUGGACAAUUUGAUUAUAAUUUUAAUGAAAAAAUAAAUGAAAUAAAAAAGAAAAUUGAAAAGGAUGACCAAAAAAAAAAACAAGAAUUAGAUGUACAGCCAAUAACACAUCAAGACACAAUAAAUGAAAAUAAAAAUGAUGAUAACGAUGAUAAUAAUAUUCAUAAUAAUAAAAUUCAAAGUGAUAAUGAAAAUAAUGUAAAUAACGAUAAUAUAAAUGAUGAAGUGUCUGUUCAUACAUUUGAACCCAAAAUGAGUUCAGCUCAUAUUAAUAAUAAUAUAAAAAAUAAUAAAAAUGAGAGUGUCAAUCAAAUAAAGGAAUCUAAGAAAUUAAAGAAACAUAUACUAAUAGAUAUGAUACGUAAUUAUGAAAAACAAAUGUAUGAUAUAUAUAAACCUGAUAAUUCAAUAACAAAUGCAUAUGGUUUUAAUAAUUAUAUUGAUAAUGAAAAAUAUGACAAAGAAAUUAAUUUAACUCUUAAUAAAUUUAGUAUAUUAAAUUAUGAUAGUAAAGAAGAACCAAAGGUAUAUGAAAAAUUAUAUGUUGGUAAAUUAAUUUUUGGUGAAAUUUUUAAAAUAGAAAAUGAUUUUGCAUAUGUAGAUAUUAAUUAUUCUUGUUAUGCAGAAAUACAUGUAGAUCAAUUACCAUAUAAUAUUAGCAACAUUAGAGAUGUUUUUAAAAAGAAAGAUAAAUUAAUUUUCGAGAUAUAUAAAAUGUAUCCAGGAAAAAUAUUAUUAACUUUAAAAAAUAUACAGAAAAUUAAUGACUUAAAUAAAAUAUUAUUAUAUAAAACACAAGGCACACCUUUUGAUGUAAAAGUAAUCGCAAUAUUAAAAAAUGGUAUAACUGUUAUAUAUAAUGAUAUUACAUCAUUUAUACAUAUAUCUGCAUUAUCAUGUAAAUAUAAAAUAAAAACAGAACAAGAAGAAUUAGAAGAAAAAAUUAAUGAAGAUCUUUUAUUAAAUAAAAAAAUAAAGGUUUUCUGUACUGAUAUAAAUAAAUUAAAUUUCUCGAAUUUAAUAUAUGAACAAAAUGAACAGCUUAAAAAUCUGAAUGUAUAUGAUGUACUUGAAGUAGAUAUUAUACAUAUUUCAAAAUAUGGUUUAAUGGUAAAAUAUUUAGAUGUUGUAGGUUUAAUACAUGUAUCAGAAAUAUCUAAAAAAAAAGUUGAUAAUUUAAAUGAUUAUUUUAAAAUUAAUGACAAAUUAAAAGGAGUCAUUGUAAAUAUAGAUUAUGAUAAUAAGAGAUUUUCUAUGUCCACCAAAAUAUUAGAAAGAGAUGGGAAAAAUAUUAUAGAUCAUGCCUCAAAAAUAUAUAGUGAUAUUCCGAAUAUUAUAAGUGACAUCAAAAAGAGAAACACAAACUUGAAAAUGCAUGAUACAAAUAUUAAAAAUCAAUUGUUAUCUUUAAUAGAUAUAUAUAAAAGUGAUAAAGAAAAAAAGAAAGAUGUGCCAACUAAUGAGGAUAACAAAAACGCGACUGUACAAAUGGAUGCAAAUAUGAAAGAAGGGCUUUCUGAAAUUAAGGAAUAUAAAGAAUUGACAACUCAUGGUGAUAAUAAGGAGAAUAUAAAAUAUAUAAACAGUAAGGAAGAUAAAACAAGUAGUAGUACUACUACUACUACUACUAAUAAUAAUAAUAAAAAUGAUUAUGAUGAAGAUCCUGAAGGAAGUAGUGUAAUUACUAAGAAGCAUAUAAAAAAAGACUCAACAACAAUAGAGAACAAUAUGGAUUUAAAAAAAAUUAAACCAAAUGAUGAAUAUAUGUGUAAUGAAAAUGAAUUAGAUAUUUAUGAAGAUGAAGAUGAAGACGAAGAUGAGGAAGACAUUACAGAUGAUGAAGAAAAUUCAAAACUAUCCAUAGACAUUCAUAAUCAGAUGAUUCCUUAUUUAUUAAUGAAACAACAACAAAAUAAGAAGGAAGAUCAAGUAGAAGAAAAAGG
Molecule: messenger RNA, 3281 nt
Organism: Plasmodium reichenowi
Lineage: Eukaryota; Apicomplexa; Aconoidasida; Haemosporida; Plasmodiidae
Product: RNA-binding protein, putative
Exons: 3
Biological process (GO): translation
Molecular function (GO): mRNA binding; structural constituent of ribosome
Source: RefSeq, a predicted model, not a curated record